AUGCACUUCAGCACCAUCGUCUCUGCUUUUGCUCUCGCUGGCACCGCUCUGGCGGGCAUCAACACUACACGCGAGUAUGAGCUUCGUACUUUGUUGAAGCCUGGCCAAGAGGGCAAAGAAAGAUUCAACGAUCUCUGGCUUGUCGCCUCUCACACUGGAGCAGGCUUGAACGAUGGCGUUUUCUACUCCAACAGAUCAUACGCCGCCAAAGGCUUCGAAAAUGCCACCAACAUCACACAGAGUGAUGGCCAGCCUUUCUUCAACCAGCUGUUCGAUCUUGGUGGUACCUUACCUUAUGAUCUUUACGUUCAGGACGUCAACUUCUACGCUGCCUGGGAACCCGUCCGCAUCGAUGGAGGUUCAGGUACUGGCGGUUUCUACAUGAACUCCAGUGGCCUUCAGUGGAACUCGGCCCCAAGUGGACCCGCUGGUACAGACCAGUUCGGAGGAUGGCUUGCUUGUGAAUGGUGGCACGGUGUCCCACAGCUGUUUGCCAAGUGGAACUACUAUGACUACGAGAACCCCUCGAGCUGUGCUGAUAUCGACCUUGUUCCUGUCUAUAUCUAG
This is a messenger RNA of Aureobasidium melanogenum CBS 110374, 567 nucleotides long. RefSeq lists its product as uncharacterized. The transcript has 2 exons. The record is from RefSeq and is a predicted model, not a curated record. Lineage: Eukaryota; Fungi; Ascomycota; Dothideomycetes; Dothideales; Saccotheciaceae. The coding region runs from base 1 to 567 and encodes 188 amino acids.